Penicillium chermesinum is the source of this 7104-nucleotide messenger RNA. RefSeq lists its product as uncharacterized. The coding region runs from base 1 to 7104 and encodes 2367 amino acids. Gene Ontology annotation, cellular component: Cul8-RING ubiquitin ligase complex; nucleus. The transcript has 2 exons. The record is from RefSeq and is a predicted model, not a curated record. NCBI's taxonomy places the organism in Eukaryota, Fungi, Ascomycota, Eurotiomycetes, Eurotiales, Aspergillaceae. Gene Ontology annotation, biological process: replication fork processing; double-strand break repair via homologous recombination.
AUGGAACCAUGGCGGAAACGAGGGUUUGUCCCAGACUCGGACGAAGAGGAAGAAUUCGACACUUUAGACGUGCAAGGUAUAGCCGACGGCGUGGUCCCUGACGCCGAAGAUGAGGUCGACUUGGAGUACCUGCCUAUCCCGAUAGCCCAUACGCUCGAGCCGAACAAGAAUGCAAAGGAACAACCCGAAGGAAAACCUUCCCCGAUACAAGUUGACAGCGAGGGUGCACGGAGAGGCUCGGUAGAGUUGCUAUCGACACCGGCCACCAACUCCAGACAGUCCAAGCUAGAAGCAGAUACUGAACGCUCUGAGCGGACGGACGGGCGUGGCAAUACCCCCGAUGACAAGCCACGACGUGACCGCAAGACAUACGGAAGGCGAUCCUCAGCUGUCAAGCGACACUCGCAUAUUGAGGUCCAGGUCCCCGCGCCGAGCCUCCGGAAAGAUGCUGGUGUAUGGGAAAUUCCAAGUUCUUCACCAGAACAGGAUGGCUCUGCGAGCAAUCAACUCCGCAGACAAUUGUCCAAAAGCUACACACCCUCGAAACAUUCCUUGCCUUUGAAUGCUGCACAAUUCACGGCACAAGAUGGAGAAAAUCGGAAAAAAGAUAACGCAUCUAGAGACUCAUCCCCGGACGAGUUGAAUGUUGUGGACGAUACAAAUGUCAACUUAUCCUCUAAUGACCACCGUGCUGACGAUGCAUUGGAUCACGCCUCAAACGACGGCGAAACACGCAAUAGAGCCUCUCAGCUGUCUGAUGGCCUGAAUAAAAUUGACAUUGAGGAUUCUUCGCGGCCAGCUAACUUGGCCGAGAGCCCCGUUAUGCCCGGUGGAAAAGAGAAUGUAGAGGAACAUGCAGACGUUGCUGAGGACCCAUACGAUGACUCUCCGUUAUCAUCUCCGCCUGACUCACUUGACUUCCAUCUAGAGGAUUCGGCUCCCCGUCCUGCUGCCGGGGAACCUCUGAAUGGCAUUGCACAGCCUGAAACUAUAGAGAUGGACAUUCCAGACGAAAUCCUUCGGGAAGUGACACAGCCGGUGCGACGGAGCUUUAGAGAACGAAACGCAAUCCAGUUGCAUCCCUACGCACUCGAGAUGGCCCAAUACCAAAGGCAGAUGAGGGAACGAGGGGUGAAGCCUAUUCGAAUGACCGAGGAAGAGAAGAAACGGCGAGCUGCUGAGGCAUCCGGCGAGAGCCAGGAGCAGGACUCCUUCACUCCAACUGGUCCAGGAUCUAGUCCACCCCCAGAGGAGUUUCUUCGCUCAAGCCGAUGUCAAGAGCACCCUAAUGGUGCAAAUGAGCUUCGUAGUCGCCAAAGAACUCCCAUUCGAAGAACCUACUCUUCCAAACGAAGGAAGAAGUCACACAUUGGAGAUUCCCAAGGAUUAGAAGCUCUGGAGAGCGUCGUCCCAAGCAAAGAGUGUCCACCGCCUUCUGGAAGUCUCCCAUCAACCGAAAAGCCGCCAUUUGACCCAAAUGUCUUUCGAUUUCCACCUGGAUUUACGCCGCCUCCAACUACAAAUACGGAAGGCAAUUCGAGAACAACGAACACCGAAGUCGAUGUCACUCACGAGAACGACUUUGCGGAUUCAGCAACUGGUUCUGUAGCAGCGGAAGAUAGAAACGAAGAGGAAACAGGAGAUGAUGGAACUGAUUCAGAGCCGUCGCAUAUAUCAGACGAAGAGACGGUUGAGGAACGCGAGAUCCGACUGUUGCAGCGUCGCACGCGUGGUGUCCUUCCCGCCUCCUGGGUUCGAGUCCACGCUCAGCAAAGCUCAGCAGAUCGGCAAAGAGAGAUCCAACGCAGAAAAGUUGCCGCAGCCCAGCGGGCUGAUGGCAAGGGAGUUGCUAAGAAAAUCAUUCGGAAACCUGGUCAGCCGGGAGGACCAGGCUCAGGUCAGCGACCUAUUCUACUCGACUUUAGCGAUUCUGAUGACAGUGACGACGCAAACCAACAAAUUAAUGACCCCGUUCGCGAUAAUAUGUCCGACGAGGGUUCACGGGGGAAACCUCGUGGGCCCUUUGGCUUGCCGGACCCAUUCUCAGACGACGAUGAAAACAUGGAGGAUAACCGAAUCGAUAACAUGUUCCCUGUGGCUUCAAGCUCGGGCCACAGACCUGAACCCAGUGAAAGGCGAAGAGCCUUGAAGCGUCCAACGCCAAAAGAUAGUGCGAUGCAAAAAGAGAAAAACACAAAACGGGCCCGGUUCAAACGACAGACCAGGAUUACCGAAUCCGCCGGAGUACGUCGAAUAAAGUCGUCCUCGAAGUCUUCCAAUCCAUCUUCAAAGUCAUCCUCAAAGCACUCCUCAACUCGCCGACCCAAGUCAUCUACCAACUCAGCUCCCAGAUUGGGUAUCCUAGAUGCCCCUGAUGUGGCUCAUCGCCCGCGUCAAGAACAGCCUCAAUUUUUACGCGUUGCAGCUCGAAGAGCGCGGUCACGGCAAGAUAGCGGCCGAGCAAGUCCAACCAGAAAGUUCAUCUCUCUUAGCACACGGGAGGACACAGCAGAUGCAAACAAAUCUUUGCAUGAAUGGAGGGGUGGAAGUAUACGGCAAGCGAAACUCGAUAAACCGAAGCGGCAGCCAAAAAGGCGUCAGCCACCUUCCAAUCUUGCGAAUGGUAUCCGUCGAGCGGUAACGAAUAACAAAAGGACCAGCGAAGAAAGGAAUCAGCUGUUUGCUCCGGAGCAGGAUGUCAUUGACGUCGACAUGGAUCAGGACGUUGAGCAGGAAAAUGCCCCGGCAGGUGGAGAUGUACCUCCCGCAACUGCACCGAGUACCCACACAGUUGAUGCUCGUUCUCGACACAUUCGACGACUAGAGCGCAGAGGGAACGAGUGGAUAAUACAUAGGAACCGCGGAAUCAUAUCCCUCAAGCGGACCGAGCCUCAUUCUGCGCCCAUGCACGUUGCAGGCUUGGAUAAUCUGUCAAAACCAGCAUCAGUGUUCAGUCAGAGCCUCAACCGGCUAAAUCGUGACUACCGCAUGAAGCAGUCAUCACAAGGGUCUAAGCCAAGUCUCACCCUAGAUCGAUUCAUUGCUGAUCAAAGACUCCGUGGAUCAUUCUCUCAGACCGUUCCAAGCUCUUCAGCUCCUGCACUGCCGGCGAACAGAAACCAGCUACCAGCUGCACCGUUGCAGCGGCCUCCUCGUCGUGAGAAACGAAAAGCCGUGCCCCGUCGUAUCGACCAAAGUGCUAAGGAUGUUGCGGAAUCUUCAAAUCAUGGUUUGGAUCUUUCGCCUUCUGAUGCUCCUGCGUCAUUCGCAACCCCCCAGACGCCUGGCGGACCCCCAAGGUCUUCUUUUGGAGUGGGUGGACUCUUCAACUGGCAGCCUUCUUACUCCGUUGACUUUGGCACCUUACCCUUGCACUCCAGUACUUUCUUCCACGAAUCGACUUUCAUAGGCAGUGGCGAGUUCAAACGCUCUUUGGACAUCACGAAAAGAAAUAUGGAUUGCGAUGGAGGAACAUUCACGUUCCAUUUUAAGAGCCAAACUUUCCAUUGGGGAAGCUGGAAUGAGACUGUUUCCUCGCAGUUGGGGACUGUGUUUCAAGAAAUGUGCCAAGAUAUCGAGCAAAAUGUGAUAUGUGCACCGGAAGCAAGCUCAGCAGCUACAUUGAGCCCGUCGCAGCUUAUUUUCCGGUCUGUCAUCUCUUAUGUCACUACGACUGCAUGGUUCAUUGAUCCGGUCGACCGCAAAGCGUUCUUUAAUCGUGCUAUGAAGCUGGCUUGGCGAUUGCAAGAUUCGAUUCGCCCUUUCCUUGCGGGUGAUCACAACAGGUCUGGUGUUAUGAUGCUUUCAUGCUACAACAUGGUGUUCGCGAAUCAACUUCGUCAAGUUGGUUCACACGAACUGGCUGGUCUCGCCGCUGCAGAUGAUGCGGUAGAUCUAGUAAAGGCGUCAGCUCGUGAUACGCUCACAUUGCUAAUGUGUGAUAUCGGUCUGUUAGAGCUUCACAAGCUGUCAGUCGAAAGCAGGAAGAAAGAGGGACUUGCGAUGGGAGGAAUUCGCGAGCAGUUCCCUUCUGCCGCCGCAUUCGUCAUGGUGGAACAACUUCUUCACAGCUCCGACCUGUACAGGGGAGUCUUCACCGAGGCAGAGUUAGAAACUUGUGUUAAUGGCCUUGUCCAGAACCCGAAAGACGUUGUCAGCUUAGAAUCGGCCUGGCGGGCCUUGUUCACAGUGCUACCUCUGAAUGAGUUUGAUCAAGAUGGCCUUGUUCGCCGGGCUCAGGAUUCUCAAUUCGGAAAUGCUCACGAAAAUUGGCCUCUUGUCAAGGAGCUAUUGUCACCUGCUUUGAACAGCUUUGACACGAAUUCCGCGACCACUCCGAUGUCUUAUAAUAAUUACUGCAAGACUCUGUUUCAUCGCUGCCACCACUUGAUCAACGCGUGGGGUUGGAGGGACUGCAAACCUAUUCUUGACGUCCUCUACGAUUUCUUUGCUGCCAGGCUACUGUACAACAUGAAACACGAAGACGUCCGUGGAUCUCCGCCGUUCCUUGACCACCUCGACCAAAAGCCUUCCUUAGAGGUGCGACCAGGAGAACCAUGUUUUCACACCGUGCUCAAGAUCAUAGCAAGUGGGUUCCAUUUUCUUUCUCUGAAGUAUGAAAACAAGAAGAUCCGCAAUUUCGCCUGGCGUCUUCUCCCUAAUCAUGGGCGUGUUUAUCCCAAAGAGCAGCCUCUCAAUACCCAAGACCUGGAUGCUCUGAGAAAUCACCACGAUCUGCUGUGCACAUUGUACUGGGCUGUUCCAGAUGGAUGUCGACCCCGUGUCGAAACAAUACGCGAUCUAGUCCACCCGGCUGCCUCUCAUCGCGAGACUUGUGAUAUCAACCUGCGUUCCUGGUCGAGGCUUGUUCGCUUCAAGUUAUCAACCAAGGAGGAUGUAUCUGGACUGGAUGUCUUCGCAGAUUGGCACAGCUUUUUCGUCACAGAGCUCCGAUCGCAGCACGCACAUGCUCGCAAGGAAAUCGAGAGCCAGGCGAAAGAUGACAAGUGGAUUUCUAAGCAUCAAAUUGAAAGCACCAUCUCCAAGAAUCAGCGACAGAUUGAAUCCCUUCUGAAGACGGCAAUAUCUGGUCUGAGAACUGCUGUGGAACAAGCUCCUUCGUUAGACCAUGCCUACAGACUUAUCGUGAAGACCCCUUUCGACUCAUUGCUUGGAAUGUUCAGUACAAAGUCUCCCCGAGUCAAUGCCGUUGUCUCCGAUACCUUGAAGGUGAUCGUGGCUUAUAUCGACAAGGAUUUCAUUGCACGAACCCCAGAUACCCAAAUCGCUGCCGCUCCUCCUAUAAAUGAAGACAGCCAGGAAUUUGAUGACAUUGAUGACUGGAAUGAGAUAGAUGCCGCUUUAGGCCAGCAGAGUCUACCGAGCGAGGCCAUUGAACACGUGCAGAAAGUUUUGCGUCCGGUUGUUUUCCAGUCCGUGUCCAACUGCUUCGGCGAGGAUAACUACCCAGAAGAUAAUAUUUUGAACGAUGUCCUGCAAUGCUGGACGUCGGUUGCAAAAAUCCUCAUCCAUCAUGGAUUGCAACGGUGGGACAACUAUCUUGAUCCAUUCGGGGAUGAAUCUUGGACUAGGCUACGAGACACUGUGCAGACCCGAAACUUUGCACCCCUUUUCUUGGCAAUGUGUGUUGGGAAAGAUGCAAGGGUGAUCUCCGAUUGUCGGAUUCUCGUAAUGGGGAUGUGGAUGUCGUCUUUGGUUGAGAGAACGUCGAUGCUGAAAUACCAGCAUCGCCUUACUGAGGCUCUGCUGAACAGUGCCCCCUUCGACCCUCUCGUCCAGAAUCUCCCCUUCACCAAGACCAAGGGUGAGGACAGUUACGAAAUCACAUUGACUGAGCUUUCUCAACGGCGGGUAUCACUCAUCUCAAGUAUUCUUUCCAAUAUGCGAGAUCAUGUGCAGCAAAUGGAGCUCCACCGAAGCUCGGAGUUGUCGGUCACGAAAGAAGACUAUUCUGACAUUCUGCACCAAUUCAUGAAAGCAAUGCAGAAGAAUUACCGAGAAACUGGAAACGGGGAUCCGGAAGCUGCCCGGGGUGCCUACGUGCAAUUUGUGCAUCAGGUCAUCAGGUUCCUCCAAGAGCUCACCAGUGAUAUCCGACCCGUGGACCCGUUUUUCACAGAUCCAGCCUUGUUCCCUCUGCCUUCUUCGGACCCGCGCUACAUUGUCGCGAAGCUGAAACGAUACGAACCGAAGUUGUCUGCUCACAAAGAAGUAUUAGCGUUGACUAUGUUCAUUCAGAGUAUUUCCGAAAGAGCUGCCGUUGACAACCAACAGUCUGUCUUGGUCGAGCAACUGUACAAAGCCGUGAAGGACACUAUCGAAGAUGGAGUGCCAAACCAACCGACACUCCGAGCUGUGCUGCUGCAAAGCGUAUUCCCAGCAUACCUGGAGUGUUCGUUCCUCAAUCCAGCGUCGUGGAUCCUGGCGAGGCCUGUCGUGCUGACGACAACUCUUGUUUUCGGGAACCUGCUGUUCAAUAUUAACGCCUCAAACCAGGCUUGUCUUUCCUCGGUGAUGAUAAUGAUCCAUGCCGUUUUCCACUCGUCAUACCGCGCAUUGCGCCCUCUCUCCAACCGCUCACUGCGACUUCAAGACCCCAUUGUCAUCUCGAUGCUGACAGUCUUCGUCGGGUUAUUUUCGUCUUCUCUCACCAUUAUCGACUAUAUCGACCGGAUCAAUGAACAAGGCGAGGGAUUGAUAUCCUACAUUCAAUGGUUUCUGGAGUUUGUUCAUGCUGUGUCUUUGCAACUUGGAAGCUCAAACCUGGACACAGCGUAUGCGCAUGAUGCUGCCCUGUGUAGUCCUUCUGCGGACCCAUUACCGCGCGCAGUUGCGAGGUUGGCUCCUCAAUACCUCGCCAGCGCCCGACAGAUUGCUCUCGAAGACUACCAAUCAUAUUUGCGCAACUGGACACUUCACCAAGGCAAAUACUAUUACUCUCGAGCCGGCCAUGAUGCUAAAGAAAUUCAGCUCGAGUCGGAGGUUGAGGUGUUAGCGGGCGAUCUGAACGCAGCAAAGAAAGCAUUCACGGAUGCGGUUGACAAGUUUAGAUCUCAAGUCGGCGGAUUAAAUCUGGUGCCCUGA